Nematostella vectensis (starlet sea anemone) is the source of this 1226-nucleotide messenger RNA. Its product is annotated as speedy protein 1-A. The record is from RefSeq and is a predicted model, not a curated record. Gene Ontology annotation, molecular function: protein kinase binding. Gene Ontology annotation, biological process: positive regulation of cyclin-dependent protein serine/threonine kinase activity. The coding region runs from base 24 to 1013 and encodes 329 amino acids. Lineage: Eukaryota; Metazoa; Cnidaria; Anthozoa; Actiniaria; Edwardsiidae. The transcript is spliced from 6 exons.
UAGUUUCCCGCGGAGAGGGUUUCAUGUUGUUGUUUGUAUAUAUUCUUCCUGCUGGCCGGGCAGAAACUAUGGGUGGUCAAGUAGCCAGCAAAAACACUUCGAAUAACACAAAUACUAACACAGAACCAACCGAAAAUAACCUCAAAACUUCUUCCUGCUACACUGACUCGAUGUUCUCCAGCCAUAGGGUUUUUGUCGUCGAAAAGACCUCGAAAAAGGCUGCGUCGGGAGCAAAACGAAAAAGAGGCGAAAUUGAAAACGCUGUGGCAGGACCACAGCAAGUUUGUAAAAGACCUAAAAUCUGCAUGAGUAAUAGCAGCAGCAAAGGAGGGGGUUCUUUUAUGGUUGCUUUCUUCAAACUUUUAGAUGACGACGUUAUCCGUGAAUUUCUUUGGAUGGACAAAUGCGCAAAAAUUUCCGAUAAGUAUCUCCUCUCGAUGGUCUACGCGUAUUUCAGAAGAGCGAAUCUACACAGACGAGAAUUUAACAGACUCAAUUUCUUUCUUGCCUUGUACCUGGCGAACGAUAUGGAAGAAGAUGAGGAAGAUGAUAAGUAUGACAUAUUUCCCUGGGCACUGGGAAAGCGAUGGCGUGAAUUGUACCCAGCAUUUCUAGUCAGACGAGAUGAGCUGUGGAGGAAAAUGCGGUACAGGGCUGUUGUCAGUCGACAAACAUGUGAAGAGGUAAUGUCCAUUGCCCCAGAUCAUCCAGUCUGGUGGCGUAGACGGAGGAGCCACCAUGGAGGGGCUUGGAGAGAUUACACAAAGUCAGAAGAGGACCAGUCAGCUAGCCCUAGGGGGCAUAACUCCAGUCCUGUGUUCUGUAGUAUGUGUCACGCAGCAAGCAAGAGGGAUAAUUAUGAUUCCCCUGUGCAGACCUCUGACUACAGUUCAGGCUCUUCAGAAUCUCUUUCAGAUGAGAGCCCUCCAUCAAGUUUUGACAUGAAUGGUUUGAAGACAGUUUUGUCAGGGGAGGGCAAAAGCAAUGGCUUACAAUGGAUUCAUGAGAGCUAGAGUCUGACCAUUCAAACAAUGCCACCAUCACUUGUCAUCAAUUUUUUUUUUGCAUUUUGCAAUCUUUUCUCUGUAACAAGGGGGAUAAGUAAUUUUCAUUCUCUCAGGGCAUGACUACAAUAGUUGUGUCAUUCUACAAUCUUGGCAAUAAACUCUAAAUAGGAACAUUAGGGUUCCUAGAAUCUUUACAAUAUUAAACUGUCUCUGGCUGUU